AAUUGUGAAAGGUGAUGGCGCGUGAGUAACAUUAACAUAACACAAUUGUGAUCCAAAAACCCGCCCACAAUUCCCCAUAUCAUGUCGUGUUCAUGUCCUUGUUCUUUUUCCUUUUCCUUUUCCUUUUCAACAGGUUUCUGAAAGUGGUUGCGUUGCCAUUUACUUCGCUUCUCAACGCACGGAAAACCACCCCUUUCAUCCCUUCGCAUUCUUCACACCUCUACCAAUGGGUGACAUGUACCACUUCGACAAGAACCUCUCUUCGCAGGACGAAAUCUCUCUUUUCCUGCGUCAGAUUCUCCUCCGUUCAUCACCUUCUUCUUCUUCUUCUUCCCACUUCAUGCCCGGAUCCAACGCUCCUCACCAUAACCUAAAUGCACACCCUUCUUUCUCGCCCUCACCGCUCCAAGAUGGAAAGAUCCCAGCCCUUGAUUCCACCGCUUCCUUUGCUAUCAAGCCUCUGCAUGUUUCUGCUGCAAAUGUGUCUUCUUCACCUGUUGGAGUCAGUGAGAACGAAAAUGAUGACUAUGACUGUGAAAGUGAGGAGGGUGUUGAUGCUUUGGCCGAAGAAGUUCCAACAAAGCCUGCUCCUUCCAGGAGUUCAUCUAAAAGAUCAAGAGCUGCAGAAGUUCAUAAUUUGUCUGAGAAGCGAAGAAGGAGUAGGAUCAACGAGAAAAUGAAGGCUUUGCAAAAUCUAAUUCCCAAUUCUAACAAGACGGAUAAGGCUUCAAUGCUCGAUGAAGCUAUUGAGUACCUUAAACAGCUUCAGCUACAAGUGCAGAUGCUGUCGAUGAGAAAUGGAUUGAGUUUGCAUCCUAUGUGCUAUCCUGAAGGCUUGCAGUUAUCUCAGAUGAGUAUGGAAUUAAGUGAAAGAAACAGGUCUACCCCUCUAAACAUGACAGCUACUCUGCCUCUGCACCAAGAGAACCCUUUGCACUAUGCAUCCAAUCUACCUAACAAACACGCUGUGCCAAAUCAGCCAUCAGCGCCCUAUCCUCCAUACAUUAACAACUCAGAAACUUCUUUCGGGCUGGAAUCCCGAAUCCAACCAGAUAUAAAACCUCUUCAACACAAAGGAACUUCUGAGCCUAUACGAGGGGAAGACCUUUUGCAUUACCAGCAAUCAAGUGCUAUCCAUUCAGAUGCCAAUACUUUAGUUGGCUCCCAAGUUGUGAAAGAAUUCGAGUCAGGCACUACAGCAUCACUCUCUUUUGACACGCAAACAUGUGAUCCUAAGGGCAACAACUCUUUGCACACAUGCAUUGGAGGAAGAGAUCAGUCAGGAGUGGUCAUAAGAAAUAGUGAGGCCAACAUUGUUGUUACAUCACAGUUAAGUAGGUAACUGGUAUGUAUAUAUGAUGCUUAAGUAGCAUAUGUGAAAUGUAUGUUCAUGCAUGCAAAAACAUGCUUUAGAAGCUUUUCAGCAGAGUGAGUGCAGAGGGGAGAAAGUGGACACAAUGGUAACUCGAAGACCGAAAAGUGAGAUUUUUGAAGUUUAGCAGUCUUGAAAAUGCUUUUUGAAUUUUGGUUUCCGCGUAAAAGCAGCAUUUUGUUGUAAUGUAGUGUUCUCAAAAAGCCUCUGGACAUGGGAGCAGAAAUUAUUUGUAGCUUCUGCUGAUAAAAGUAUUAUGUAUAAUUUAUGCAGAAAGAACUGCCAAUUGUUGUACGGAGUAUAAACGACUCACGACUGUAAAAUCUCCUAUGAUGAUUUCAAGAUCACGAUAAAAACUAAA
Molecule: messenger RNA, 1733 nt
Organism: Cajanus cajan (pigeon pea)
Lineage: Eukaryota; Viridiplantae; Streptophyta; Magnoliopsida; Fabales; Fabaceae
Product: transcription factor SPATULA
Cellular component (GO): nucleus
Molecular function (GO): protein dimerization activity
Source: RefSeq, a predicted model, not a curated record